Eruca vesicaria subsp. sativa (arugula) is the source of this 1578-nucleotide messenger RNA. Lineage: Eukaryota; Viridiplantae; Streptophyta; Magnoliopsida; Brassicales; Brassicaceae. The record is from the annotation of a GenBank genome assembly.
AACGAAUCCAAAAGACAGCCGAGACAGAUCCUGAAUCUCGACGACAGAGCUGUCUGAAGAGAAGAGAAAGCUAAGUAAUCUAUCUAGCUCCAAAGAUCGGAGCUUGCAAAAUUCUGAAUCCUCUCCACAUCUAAACCACGUUAUUUCCAAUGGAACCUUCUCCACCAUCUCCUAUUACAUGGCCAGAUGGAGGAACUCUCACUAAUGAAUGGGUCCAUACCCUUAUGUCCUCUCUCGAAUGGUCUUCAUGGCAUCUCCAACCUUCUCAGUUACCUACAGUGAUGCCUGUCAACGUCUUUGACUCACUCAUCCUCACCGCUUCCAAAAUCCUCCACAAAGAACGUAACAUUGUCCAUGUCGAUGAUCUUGAGUCAGAUUCCAAAGUUGUUGUUGUUGGUGACGUUCAUGGUCAGCUUCAUGACCUUCUCUUCUUAUUGAAAGACGCUGGCUUUCCAUCUCAAAACCAGUUUUAUGUCUUCAACGGUGAUUAUGUUGAUCGUGGUGCUUGGGGGUUAGAGACUUUUCUUGUUCUCUUGUCCUGGAAGGUACUGAUGCCUGACAGAGUCUUCCUUCUCCGUGGCAACCAUGAAUCCAAAUACUGUACAUCAAUGUACGGUUUCGAGAAGGAAGUGCUUACAAAAUACGGUGACAAGGGAAAACAUGUGUACCGUAAAUGUUUAGGUUGCUUUGAAGCGCUUCCUUUGGCUUCCAUAAUUGCAGGACGUGUUUACACAGCACAUGGAGGACUUUUCCGUAGCCCGGUCUUGCCUAAGAGAACAAGGGGUAAAAAGAACCGUAAGGUGCGGCUUCUAGAGCCUGAAACUAGCUCGUUGAAACUGGGAAGUUUGGAAGAGUUGAUGCAAGCUAGAAGAUCAGUUCUUGAUCCUCCUUGGGAAGGUUCUAACUUGAUCCCUGGAGAUGUUUUGUGGUCUGAUCCUUCAAUGAGUCCUGGACUUUCGCCUAAUGAACAGAGAGGCAUUGGUCUUCUUUGGGGUCCUGAUUGUACAGAGGAGUUUUUGAAGAAGUAUGAACUUAAGUUAAUCAUAAGGUCACAUGAAGGUCCAGAUGCUAGAGAGAAGAGAGAUGGCCUAGGUGGAAUGGACUUAGGAUAUACAAUAGAUCACAAUGUUGAAUCUGGAAAGCUUAUCACUAUCUUCAGUGCUCCAGACUAUCCACAGUUCCAGGCAACGACAGAUAGGUAUAGAAACAAAGGAGCUUAUAUAAUAUUGCAGGCUCCUGACUUCUCUGAUCCUCAGUUUAAAAGUUUUGAAGCCGUUACUCCACGACCAAAGUCGAAUCCGUUUUAUGACUUUGAAAACGUGAUUGAUUCUGAUGAUGAGAUGGAUAAGUCUGCAUUGGACACCAACGAGGAACAACAAGCAAAUCACUGAUGCGGAUCUUGAAAAUAGCUAAAAAAGGCGAGAAUCUUGUAAUGAAGUUUUUACAGUCUUUUUUUUAUUAUGAUUGAUCAUCACUUUACAAAGAAAAAAUGGAAACAAGUGUAAAUCGAUUCUGAUUAAAGUUGAGACCGUUUGUUGAAUUUAAUAUUCUAUUAUGGAUUCAGUAUUUCAUGGCGCA